AUGCGCUUGCGAGGAAGCGUUGAGGAAUAUUUGAAGAAUUCCACGUUGCAUGGGGCACGCUUUAUAGUAGAUGAAGAUGCCAGCUGGUUGGAGCGCAUAUUUUGGAUCAUUUGUUUGAUCGUCUCAUGGUAUGCCUCCUGGUUGCUUAUCAAAGCAUCGUUGGCUGCUUUUGAGAACAACGCGAUUAGCUUUGUGGUGGAGAGUUCUUAUCGUGAUUGGGAUUCCAAUUUCCCGGCCAUUAUAGUUUGUGAAUCGAAGAAUAUGGAUCGCAUACAGGAAGUAGCCGAACAGCUCUGGGGAGCCGAUCAUGAUUUUACCUUGGAGGAAGUACUCAGCGAGAUUGCCUUCUUUCGUGGCGAGUCCUAUCACACUGUGCACGAGUGCAGCGGGGAGGAAUCCACAGCUUCAUGUUUCUACUCGAAUUUCUCGUAUUACGCCCAGCUGGUUAGGAGCAGCUGUGUGGACUCCAUUAAGAGCUGUCAGUGGAAUAAAUCACCCUUUGACUGCUGCAGAUAUUUUCAACGCAUGGAAACGGAACUGGGAAUAUGCUAUGCCAUCAACUCAAUGCAGGCGGGAAAGCACAAAGGUCCAAAAUUGAAUAUGUACUCCAAUCGCUAUACGGGUCCUGGAUCUUUGACAAUGGAGCUACACACAGAGGCAACGGUUUUCAUUCUGGGUACUGAGGAGGUGCCCACUUUGGUAACACCAAAAACUGAUUUUUUCGUUGUGGGUCCCUACAUAUCGUUUGUUCGAUUUGUAUCCAAGCGUGAUAUUGAGAACGAUGAGGAGAUCCGGCAGACGAGCGUCCAACAGCGCAACUGUCGUUUUCCGGAUGAGAAUAUUCUGGAUGUGCAUCACUAUUAUAGUUACAGCGCCUGUACGGUGCAGUGCCGCAAGGAUAGGCAAAUGGAGUUGUGCAAUUGCUCUAGCCAUCUGACACCUAACUCACCCGACUGGCAGCUAUGUAACAUGGAUGGAUUGGAGUGUCUAAAUCGCAAUUACGAGGAUCUCUCCGUGAUCAUUGCCAAAUGGUCACGUCGACGUGGCCGCAAAGGACUCGUCUGCGAUUGCCUGCCCUCCUGUACGGAGGUGGACAUCACAACCGUCUUUGACAGCAAGGAUAACAUUUAUGGACACCAGAAUCCAAUCUCUAAAAUAGAAGUGGCACUCAUUGAUCUGCCAACGGAACGUUACAAGCGUAACUUGGUAAGAGGCAAAUUGGAUCUCGUAGUAUCCAUUGGUGGCACAACGGUUCUGUUUGUGGGCGCCAGCUUGCUGAGUUUUGUGGAGAUCAUAUACUACAUGACCAUACGACCCUAUACCACCUACAUGCACGAGAAACAACGCCUGAAGAGACUCAGUCAGCUUAAAAUCGAAAACUAAAAUCGAUGUUUUAUUAAC
This is a messenger RNA of Drosophila grimshawi, 1401 nucleotides long. RefSeq names its product pickpocket protein 28. Gene Ontology annotation, molecular function: ligand-gated sodium channel activity. NCBI's taxonomy places the organism in Eukaryota, Metazoa, Arthropoda, Insecta, Diptera, Drosophilidae. Gene Ontology annotation, cellular component: membrane. Bases 1 to 1383 code for a protein of 460 amino acids. Gene Ontology annotation, biological process: sodium ion transmembrane transport. The transcript is spliced from 7 exons. The record is from RefSeq and is a predicted model, not a curated record.